Messenger RNA from Emericellopsis cladophorae, 912 nucleotides. RefSeq names its product D-amino-acid oxidase-like protein. The record is from RefSeq and is a predicted model, not a curated record. Bases 1 to 912 code for a protein of 303 amino acids. Gene Ontology annotation, molecular function: D-amino-acid oxidase activity; FAD binding. NCBI's taxonomy places the organism in Eukaryota, Fungi, Ascomycota, Sordariomycetes, Hypocreales, Bionectriaceae. The transcript is spliced from 2 exons.
AUGCUCUCCAAGAACAAGAACAACAAGAUCACCGUCGUAGCCAAGCACAUGCCCGGUGACUACGACAUCGAAUAUGCCUCCCCGUGGGCCGGUGCUAAUAGUCUGAUUUACCGUCGAGACGGGGACCUGGUUGGCGGAUACUUCCCGGACGGACUCUUCGAGAAGGACCCCUGGUUCAAAGAAGUGCUUCCCAAGUAUCGCGAGUUGGACUCCUCAGAGGUGCUGCCGGGGCACGACUCGGGCGCAGAGGUCGACAGCAUCUGCAUAAACACAGCCAUCUAUCUCCCCUGGCUGCUGGGGCAAUGUCUGAAAGCAGGCGUAGUGGUCAAGCGUCACAUUCUCACACACAUUAGCGAAGCUAAGGCGCUGAGCCACACGGGCAAGGCAGCAGACAUCAUCGUCAACGCCACUGGUCUCGGGUCAUUGAAGCUCGGAGGCGUCGAAGACAAGAAUAUGGCGCCGAUCCGAGGCCAGAUUGUCGUCGUGAGGAAUGAGUGCACCCCGAUGGUCUCUACCUCCGGCACCAACGACGGACCAACUGAGCUGCUGUAUAUCAUGCAGCGCGCCGGCGGAGGUGGUACGAUCCUCGGCGGCACCUACGACAAGGGCAACUGGGAGUCGCAACCCGACCCGAACAUUGCGCAGCGAAUCAUGACAAGGGCUGUUGCUGCCAGACCAGGGCUUACCGAUAACAAGGGCGUGGAGGGACUCAGUAUUGUGCGCCAUGGUGUUGGACUGAGGCCGUUCCGAGAGGGAGGCGUGAGAAUUGAGGAGGAGAAGCUGGCAGACGGGACAUGCGUAGUGCACAACUAUGGGCAUUCGGGAUGGGGGUAUCAGGGCAGCUACGGCUGUGCUGAAGCGGUCGUUGAGCUGGUGGAGGAGAUUCAGAGACAACACAAGGCCAAGCUUUGA